Molecule: messenger RNA, 3155 nt
Organism: Psylliodes chrysocephalus
Lineage: Eukaryota; Metazoa; Arthropoda; Insecta; Coleoptera; Chrysomelidae
Source: the annotation of a GenBank genome assembly
CCAAGAUUUACUGUUUUAUAUAUUUUAUACUACAGAUGUGAAAGUAUUAUAACAAAUUAAUCCUAAAAAAUGUAUAGAAAAAUAAGUAUAACUAGGAAUAUAUUUAAUAUUAGAUUUUUAAGUAGUGCAGGACCACCGCGACCUGAAGGCCCUUUAUUUCCGAGAAAAGAUGAUUUUCCAGGUAGACAUAUCGGUCCUAGGGAGGCUGAUGUUAGUUCAAUGUUAGACACAUUGGGUUUCAAGAGCUUAAAUGAAUUAACGGAUAAAGCAGUACCAAAAAACAUAAGAUUGGAAGGAAAAUUAGAUAUUGAAGACCCGAUAAGUGAAUAUGAACUCAUCAAAAGAAUAACCGAAAUAGCAAAAAAAAAUGAAUUAAGGAGAUCGUACAUUGGGAUGGGCUACCAUAAUUGUUGUGUACCACAUACAAUUAUGAGAAAUAUUUUUGAAAAUCCAGGAUGGACAACGCAAUACACACCAUAUCAACCUGAGAUUGCACAAGGUCGUCUAGAAGGGCUCCUCAACUAUCAAACUAUGGUAAGCGACCUUACUGGGUUAGAAGUAGCCAAUGCCUCUUUAUUAGAUGAAGGAACAGCGGCCGCCGAGGCUCUGGCAUUAUGUUACAGGCACAACAAGAGAAAGAAGCUCUAUCUUUCACAUUUACUGCAUCCUCAAACUAUCUCAGUGGUUCAAACUCGAUGUCAAUCAUUAGGAUUAACCGUCGAAGUAGUAGAUGUAUUUCAAGCUAAUUUUUCUGGACGAGACGUUGCUGGUAUUUUGUUUCAAUAUCCAGACACCGAAGGGAAUAUUCUUGACUUGGAUGCUGUUGCUGAUGAUGCACAUACUAAUGGAACUUUGGUUUGUUGUGCCACCGAUCUACUUAGUCUUACGAUUCUUCGGCCACCAAGCGAGAUUGGAGCUGACAUUGCCAUAGGUACGUCGCAAAGAUUUGGAGUUCCUUUAGGUUAUGGGGGUCCACAUGCAGGAUUCUUUGCUUGCAACCAAUCAUUGGUUCGACUUAUGCCAGGCAGAAUGAUUGGAGUAACAAGGGAUGCGGCAGGUAGAGAUGGCUAUCGACUAGCUCUCCAAACUAGAGAACAACAUAUACGAAGAGAUAAAGCAACAAGUAAUAUUUGUACUGCACAAGCGUUACUAGCAAAUAUGUCCGCAAUGUACGCUGUCUACCAUGGGCCACAAGGUCUCAAAGAUAUCGCAACGAAAGUGCAUAACACGACUUUGACAUUAUGUUAUGGUUUACAAGAAGACGGAAACACCCUGAGCAACAAAUAUUUCUUUGAUACCCUUAAAGUUUAUCCAAAAUUAAAUCUUCAGGAAGUUAAAAGCAGAGCCGAUGAAAAAAAGAUUAACUACAGAUAUUACACCGAUGGAGCUGUGGGAGUAGCUUUGGAUGAAACGGUUUCGUUUGAUGAUGUCAACGACAUUUUAUAUACAUUUGGUAGCUCAUUAGAUAUACAAAACCUUAUAAAUGAUCCCAAAAUUAGAGACAGAGCACUAUAUCGAAGUGAUUUUAAGAGAACUUCGCCAUUCCUUACGCAUUCAGUAUUUAACUCGCACCAUUCCGAAACUAGAAUAGUCAGGUACAUGAAGGUAUUAGAAAAUAAAGAUAUCUCAUUGGUUCAUAGUAUGAUUCCUUUGGGAUCUUGCACUAUGAAACUGAAUUCCACUACCGAAAUGAUGCCUUGUUCAUUUAAACAUUUUACUGACAUGCAUCCAUUUGCCCCUAUAGAGCAAUGUGUGGGUUAUCACCAAUUAUUUGCCGAACUAGAAAAAGAUCUUUGUGCAAUAACUGGUUAUGAUAAAAUUAGUUUCCAACCAAACAGCGGAGCACAAGGGGAGUACGCUGGUUUAAGAGCAAUACAUUGCUACCAUCAAGCUAGAGGUGAAUCUCACAGAGACGUUUGUUUAAUUCCGGUAAGUGCACACGGAACCAACCCAGCCAGUGCCCAAAUGGCAGGUAUGAAAGUAGAACCAAUUAAAAUUCGUAGUAAUGGCACUGUUGAUAUAGAUUUAUUAAAAGCUAAAGCUGAAAAAUUCAGAGACAAUUUAUCAUGUCUCAUGAUUACUUAUCCUGCAACUAAUGGAAUAUUUGAAGAGGGAAUAGCUGAUAUUUGUAAUAUUAUACAUGAAAAUGGAGGGCAGGUGUAUUUAGAUGGUGCAAAUAUGAAUGCUCAAGUAGGACUAUGUCGACCAGGAGAUUAUGGUAGUGAUGUAUCUCAUUUGAAUCUUCAUAAAACUUUUUGCAUACCACACGGAGGAGGUGGUCCUGGCAUGGGCCCUAUUGGUGUUAAAUCACAUCUAGCACCCUUCCUUCCUGGACAUCCUGUGAUAAAUCCUCUUGGAGAUGAUGCUACUAAUUAUGGUGUUGUAAGUUCUGCUCCUUAUGGAUCUAGUGCAAUAUUACCCAUAUCAUGGGCAUAUAUCAAGAUGAUGGGUCCUAAAGGUUUGAGAAAAGCAACGCAAAUUGCUAUUUUAAACGCAAAUUAUAUGUCAAAAAUAUUGCAACCUUAUUACACAACUUUAUUUAAGUGUCCAACUUCAAACUUAGUCGCUCACGAAUUUAUUAUAGAUACAAGAGAAUUUAAGAAAACAGCUAACAUUGAAGCGGCCGAUAUCGCCAAAAGGCUAAUGGACUAUGGUUUCCAUGCGCCUACAAUGAGUUGGCCUGUAGCUGGUACAUUGAUGAUAGAACCUACAGAAUCUGAAGACAAACAAGAACUUGAUCGAUUUUGUGAUUCGCUUAUAUCUAUCAGAAACGAAAUUAAAGAUAUUGAAACAGGACUAUCUGAUCGAAGAAUUAAUCCAUUAAAGAUGGCUCCGCAUACACAGGAACAAGUAAUAAGUAGUUCUUGGGAGAGGCCUUAUUCUAGAGAACAAGCCGCUUUUCCUGCUACAUUUGUAAAACCGGACACAAAAAUGUGGCCUACCGUGGCCAGAAUUGACGAUAUAUAUGGUGAUAAACAUUUAGUAUGUACAUGUCCUCCGAUUUUAGAUCAAUACAAUUAUUAAUUUUAAAAUAAAUUAUAUUUACCAACUAAGUACUUAAUUGUUAAUAUUUAUUUAAAUUUUGUAUUAUUAUUGUAAGCAAAUUCAUAAAAUAUUAUAUUUAAAUAAAAUCUUUCUUUGAACAACUUGAUGAA